This is a messenger RNA of Amborella trichopoda, 1611 nucleotides long. Its product is annotated as UDP-glucuronate:xylan alpha-glucuronosyltransferase 2. NCBI's taxonomy places the organism in Eukaryota, Viridiplantae, Streptophyta, Magnoliopsida, Amborellales, Amborellaceae. Gene Ontology annotation, molecular function: glycosyltransferase activity. The record is from RefSeq and is a predicted model, not a curated record.
AUGCUCAUCAUUUAUCUCUCCCCUGUCCUGCUUCAAGACUACCCCUCUCGUCUUCACCCCAAAACCAGAACCACAAGAAUUCUGGCGACAAACACUUCAGCGAAAUUGCCGGAAAGCUCAACGGUGAAAUUGUUCGAGAAGGCGAGCAAUGGGACCCUGAGAAUUGCCCUCGUGAACAUGGACGCUGACUCGGACCGGGUCGUGCAUUUGAGCAGACUCGGAAGGGCAGUCCGGGUUGGGUUCGAGCGAGUCAGCGAGUCGGUGAAGUGGUCCAAUCUAUACCCAAAGUGGAUUGACGAGGAAGAGACUUGUCGUCGGCAAAAGUGCCCCAAAAUUCCGAUGCCGGAUUUUGAAGACCUCGGCCGCUUCGACGUGGUGGUUGUGGGGGUUCCAUGCAGGUAUCCUGAAGAGGGGUGGCGGAGAGAUGUGUUUAGGCUGCAAUUGCAUUUAAUCGCCGCCAACUUAGCGGUGAGUGGCGCAAGUUUAGAGGAGGAGGAGGAGGCGGAGGUGAAAGUGGUGGUGGUGAGUGAGUGCAGGGCGAUGGAGGAGAUAUUUGGGUGCGAUGAGAUGGUGGGGAAGAGAGAGAAAGAUGAGUGGGUUUACAAGGUGGAUUUGAGGAAGAUGAGAGAGAGGAUUGCCAUGCCAGUUGGGUCCUGCAAGUUGGCGCUGCCUUUGAAGAGGACAGGUGGAAAGAUCGAACUGAAUCCCCCUAAAGUGGGUCCGAGCCCCACUGUCAAGCAACGCGAGGCUUACGCGACUGUCCUUCACUCUUCGGAGGCUUAUGUAUGUGGUGCCAUUGCCCUUGCCCAAAGCCUAGCUCGAACUGGCACCACUCGUGACCUCGUUCUCCUUGCUGAUAGCUCUAUCUCAUUAAGAGCUCGGCGUGCACUUAUCACUUCGGGUUGGAUCAUUCGAGACACCGAUCGAAUACAUAACCCUUAUGCCAAGAAAGAAGCUUACAAUGAGUGGAACUACACAAAGCUUCGAUUAUGGCAGCUCCUAGGUUAUCACAAAGUUGUUUUCAUAGACUCUGACAUAAUAGUCUUGAAGAACCUUGAUGUUCUUUUCGGGUUCCCUCAAAUCUCAGCUAUCAGCAACAAUGCAUGGCGUUUCAAUUCCGGGAUGAUGCUCAUCAAGCCAUCCAAUUGCACCUUCAACAUGUUCAUGGAGAACAUAGAUGAAAUUGUCCCAUACAAUGGAGGGGAUCAAGGGUUCCUCAAUGAGGUAUUCACAUGGUGGCAUAGGUGGGCUUCUAGGGUAAACUACAUGACCAACUGGAACAAUAUGACAGAGGAGAUGGAGAUGAAAAAUCGGAUUUUCCGAUCUGAUGAGGUCUAUGGGAUACACUAUUUGGGCUUGAAGCCAUGGCUCUGUUAUCGGGACUACGAUUGCAAUUGGAAUGUGAAGGGUAAUCAGAUAUUCGCAAAUGAUGUUGCGAAUGAAAGGUGGUGGGAGAUUCAUGAUUCCAUGGCACCAGAGUUGCAGAGGUUUUGUUUGAUGGACAAGGGGUGGAAAGCUCGCUUAAAGAAAGACAGAGCAUCGGCUAAGAAAGCCCAAUUUGAAGACAAGCACUGGAUGAUUAAGAUCAAGGACCCAAGACAACACCUUUGA